CACGGCCGAGCGCGUCCUGCCAGGGGCCGAGUUCCACCAGUACGUGAAGGGCCAGCGCAGCGUCGUGCGCUCCCCGCGCCCCUACACAGUCCCCACCGGGCUGGCGGAGCACCUCGACUUCGUGGGUGGCCUGCACCGGUUCCCUGCGGAGAGAAAGAUGGUCAGCAGAGCCUGGGUCAAGAAGGAGCUGGAGCAGCACCAUGGAGGGAGAGCAGCUUUCCACCUGGGAGUGACACCUUCCGUCCUUCGUCAGAGAUACAACAUGACGAAGGGAGAUAUUGGGCUCCUGCCCAACAACAGCCAGGCCUGUGCCCAGUUCCUGGAGCAGUACUUCCACCAGGCUGACGUGGCUGAGUUCAUGAAGCUCUUUGGCAGCAGCUUCAUCCACCGCACUCAGGUUGACCAAGUUGUUGGGCACCAGGGCAUCGGCAAGGCUGGGCUGGAGGCCAGUCUGGACGUGGAAUACAUCAUGAGCACGGGUGCCAACAUCUCCACGUGGGUCUUCAGCAAUGCAGGGAGACACGAGAGCCAGGAGCCGUUCCUGGCCUGGCUGCUGCUGCUCAGCAACAUGUCCUCGCUGCCCUGGGUGCACUCCGUGAGCUACGGGGACGAUGAGGACAGCCUCUCGGUGGCCUACAUGGAGCGCGUCAACGUGGAGUUCAUGAAGGCGGCUGCCCGUGGCUUGACCAUCCUCUUUGCCUCCGGUGAUGAUGGUGCGGGGUGCAGGAGGGUGCGCAGUGGGAACCACACAUUCCGGCCCAGCUUUCCAGCCUCCAGCCCCUAUGUCACCACUGUGGGUGGAACGUCUUUCAAGAACCCUUUCCUGGUGACGGCCGAGGUGACUGACUACAUCAGCGGUGGUGGCUUCAGCAACGUCUUCCCCAUGCCCCAGUACCAGGCUGCUGCCGUGGGGCAGUUC
Messenger RNA from Nestor notabilis (Kea), 919 nucleotides. RefSeq names its product tripeptidyl peptidase I (gene TPP1). The transcript has 7 exons. Gene Ontology annotation, biological process: proteolysis; central nervous system development. Gene Ontology annotation, molecular function: serine-type endopeptidase activity; tripeptidyl-peptidase activity. The record is from RefSeq and is a predicted model, not a curated record. The annotation marks the transcript as partial. NCBI's taxonomy places the organism in Eukaryota, Metazoa, Chordata, Aves, Psittaciformes, Psittacidae.